GUUGUGCUUGCCUCUGUUUUGCCUCUUGGUCGGUGGCUGGAGGCGCUAUAGGUGCGCCUGCUUGCCCUCCCGCAGGCCCUUUGCCUGUUGACCCAUUGGCCUCACCGCGGGAUGGCGGCAGCCACGGAUCCAGCCAUGGACAGGACACGUGAGCGCAGGAAGAGGGAAGGCCAGGCAGGCGGAGAGUCACUGUCUGUGAGUUGAGGGCGCGUGGGCAUCCAUCCACGUGUGGAGGGUUGUGUUGCAUGGUGCGUGUGUGGUGGUUGUGUUGUGAUGGAUAGGUGUGACUCAGACGUGGCUGCCGCUGCUGGGCGUGUGUGUGUCGUCGGCUGAUGGCGCGAGCACCUCUGUGAUGCGGGAGUUCAAGCACGGCUGGAAACAGGUGCGCAAGGACAGGGUGUGAGAGAGAUCUGUCUGUGCUCAUGGGUCUGUCUGUGUGCUGCACGAGCCUCCUGGUGUGGUGUGUCUGUGGUGUGAUUGUGUGUCAUUCAUGUGUCAGGGCCGUGUGGGUCUGUCUUCGCGUACCGGUUGUUACAGCAUCUUCUACGGUGACGACGACGUCGAGAUCGUCACACCGCAGCAACUCCUGGCCAUCAUCCUACACUCAUGCCGAAAGGGCAAAGCAGGUGAACACCAGCAGAGAGAGAGGUAGACAGAAGGAGAGAGAGGCGACCAAACCCUUACUGCUCCCCUUCUGCUGCAGCGGCAGAGCAGUAUCUGUGGCCGCAGCCCCACGACGUCCCCCAGGCCGUUCCGCCCCCCUACCGCCACCACUUCGCCAACCCGCCCAUAGACCCGCCACACACCAACUUCUCACGCGUCCCCCCCUCACAACGAGCUGCAGAGAACGCCACCGUCCUGGCACAGGGACUGCACGACGGCCGUGCCGGUGUCACAUGGGACAUGCGCGAUAGGUGCUUCAGGGUGGUGUUUGAGGCGGGGGCGGGCACGGCUGUGCGGGGGGUCAAGGAGUUUGAGGUGGAUCGCUGUGGUGGGGUGGAGGCGGCCUUCUACGCCGCCAGGAUCUUCGCCGGCAAGGUGGCGGCCGUCCCUGCUGCUGCUGCUGCUGCCGCUGCUGGGGUCAGAGUGGAUCGUGAGAAGCUCAUCGACUUCGACGAAAACACGGGUGCCAAAGACGGCCAGACAGACGAAGAAACACGCAGAGCUCACGGUGGUGCUGACACGUCUCUGUGUGUGUGUGUGUGUGUGUGUGUGUGGUCACAGCUCAAUACCAGCCCUGCCAGUGUGACGACCAAGGGAAGCCCAUCGGUGCCGCCGACGAGCACCGGCACCCUUCCACCAGCAGCCACAACGACAUCAGCAAGGACGACGAGGAGGCGCAUCUGACGCGGGAGGCCGAGCAGAUGCCGCGGAUAGUGGACAUCUCCUGGCGCAUUUGCAAGGGGCAGCACGUGUGGUACGCCGAGCACGGCACCCACUGCCGCAUGUUCCUCCCUGACAAGUGCGGCGGGGUGGAGGCGGCCUUCCGCGAGGCACUCGACUGGAAGACCGCACAGGCCAGCGCCGAGGUAGCGAGGCGCAAGGAGGAGGCCGCCAUCCUGCCCACCGCCACAAAACCAAAACUUCCCGACGAGAUAAAAUACGUCGACGGUGAGCGAUUGACUGAGUGCGGAGACGCCCACACCUCUGAUGGCCAGUCUGUCCUGUCUUGUGUGUGGAUGGUGUGUGUGCCUCCACACAGAGUCGAGUCACCUCCAGUUCCCCGAGCCCGACGCAGCCAUGGCCGUCGACACGCCGCCCGUCGACAAGGAGGAGGAGGAGGAUGAAGAAGAGGAUGCAGGUGACGGUGAUGGGGACCACGACAACCAUGACAACCACGAUGCCGAUCCCGAUUGGGAUGUAGGCAUUAGAGUGCGCAGCAAGUCACAGCAGAGCGGCAGGAAAUCAGGAGGGGGUAGCACUGGCGGGGGUGGCGGUGGCGGCGGAAGUGGUGGUGGUGGUCAUGGGGGCGGCGGGUCGAGUCGCAAGAGCGGGCGCAAGACGGCCGUUGCGGACGGAUACCUGACGCGGAAGCCUGGGGUGUUGAUGUACAAGUUUGAGGCGGUGGUGGGCGGGCAGAGGAUCGUCAGAAACAUCGCAUGCCUCGGCAGUGAGUGAGAGACAGACAACCAAAGAGACAAGAGAGCCGAGGGAGGAGACAAAGAAAGUUGCAUCUCUCUCUCAUGGGGUGUGUGUGUGUGUGUAGGUUUGACGUGGUACAACUUGUAUCGGGCGCUCGUCAUGUCGCUGGAGCACGAAGUCGAGGUACCGUACCCGCCAAACCACACCAGCCACAGCACACCACACCCGUCAUGUUGUCGACACGUCAAUCAUAUCAUGUGUGUGUAUGUGGGCCUGCCUUGUCUUGUCAGUAUUGGGUGAACGAGUCAACCGUCCCGCAUCAGUGGGAGCUGCCCGACGGCACCAUCCUCCCACACACAGACUUCGACUACAAAAACCAAAGCGGAUCGAAAUGCCCCAGACCUGACUUCGACAAGGUAACCACACACACGACAGCACAGCACAGCACACCGAGAGAGCUCUCUCUCUCUCUCUGUGUGUGUGUGUGUGUGUGCAGAGUCCGUCGUGGAUCGGCACGCGCUUCCGUCUGGUGUACGGUGCGAUGGCGUUCGACGUCAGUGUGGAGGACGUCAUAGUCUACGAGCAGCGCAUGGAGGACUGCGGCGCUGGCAUGCUCAACCUUCACAAAUGGGUUAGCGACGCGACACAGACACACAGACAGACAGACAGACAGACGCCUCGGUGCAUGGGCGUGUGUGUUUGUGUGUGUGUGUUGUGCAGUUUCCUCGUUUGGUAGCUGAGGGCAGUGUGGGGGUGGCCCCUGUGCGUGGGGACGUCAUGGACGAGGAGAGACUCGCCAUGUCCCACAACAGCGGCGGCAACUUACCACUGGACGUGCAGCGAAUCAACAGGUAGACAUGGAGGCGACCGACACAGGCAGGCAAUCUGUCUGUUUGUUGUGUGGUGUGCCUGUCCUGUUUUUAUGGUAUGGUGCCACCGACCAGGACGAUCCAGGCCCACUGGUGGAAUAGCAACCUCUCCGCCAACCUGAAGCGCGGCAGAGCCCGCGACCUGCCCACUCUGCCUCGCACCACACAAGUAAGUACACACACACAGACACACAGACAUGCACAAGCUCACUCACUGUCUCUCUCUCUGUCUCUCUACAUGGAUGCGAUGCAGAGCCUCUCGAAGAAGGCCCGCGACCGCCUUGUCCGUUCCCUCUACCUGCUGCCGCCCAGCGACUUCAUCACCCAACUCGCACAGCUCGCCUCUUCACGCGCACCCCCCCGGAAACCCGACACACUCAACCGCCCCCUCCCGGCCCUCGACGAGGCGGCUGCUGGUGGGGGUGGUGGUGGCGAGGAGGAGCACGGUGGCGUGAUGGGCAGCAGCAGCAGCGUGAAGCGUGGGCGGGGUGAGGCGGGUGUUAACGAGGGGGAUGGGGAUGGGGAGAGGGAGAAGGAGAGGGCCGUGAGGCACAAGCCCGACGACGCCACGCCGUGUGCAAGUAAGCAAGCCAGCGAUUGAUUCCAGGGCCGACAGUGCGGUGGUGUGUAUCUAUGGGAUGUAUGGGUCCCUGGUGGGGUCGGGUGCGGUGCAGGUGAGCUGACGACGCCCACGUUGCUGGAGAAGGCCGUCGGUGCAGAAGUAGCCAAGACUGCUGCCGGCGAUGGACAGAAGAAGAGUACGCCACGGCACACACACAUCCACAAACGAUGCAGCAACUCUCGCAAAUACUCUUCCUGUGUGUUGCGUAUUGCCCCAGAUUCGGCCGGUGACGCGUUGGUGCGACCCAUGGCCAUCGCACAGCAGGAUGGUCGCGCACAGCUCAAGACCGCAUAGAUACCCACACACAGAUAGAUAGGAAAGGUGGAUCGCGUAGCUUGCCCAGCCCAGCCUGGCCAGCCGGAGUUGGCUUGGCUUUGCAGGGAGGGAGUGGAGGGGAGGGGAGGUGUGUUGAUAGGAUAGCUGUGAUGGAGGGAUGAGAUGAUCCGAUGACCGAGUUGCUGAUAUGUGUGUGCACACGAACGGUUGCGUGGAUGGCCGAUCCACGUGUGUGUAUGUGCAUGUAUGUGUGUAGGGAGUCUAGGGAGGAGAGAAGAACGACAGGGGGGCGGGGCUGGGCUGGUGUGUGUGUGUAGGGGCAGGAAAGGUCUGUACAGACAGAGAUUGGCUGGCAAUGACUCGCUGCCGAGCUGCAGAAUGGACAGAACUGAUGGGGGUUCUAGAAAGGGCACCCACGGCUGUGCUGCCUGCCUGCCUGCCGAUUAGUGCUGUUGCUUGGUGCGGUGCAUGCCUGCAUCCAUGAGUUAUGAUGUAUGUGUUGGAUGGGUUGAGACCAUCGCACUAAACAGCAUCCAUCCA
Molecule: messenger RNA, 4389 nt
Organism: Vitrella brassicaformis
Lineage: Eukaryota; Vitrellaceae
Source: the annotation of a GenBank genome assembly